Glycine soja is the source of this 908-nucleotide messenger RNA. RefSeq names its product protein EARLY RESPONSIVE TO DEHYDRATION 15-like. Bases 267 to 581 code for a protein of 104 amino acids. NCBI's taxonomy places the organism in Eukaryota, Viridiplantae, Streptophyta, Magnoliopsida, Fabales, Fabaceae. The record is from RefSeq and is a predicted model, not a curated record. The transcript is spliced from 3 exons.
CAGGAAGAAAGAAUACGCGCAGAGUGGACUUUUGACCUCAGCGCCGUUUGGGUCCGAACCAAGACGCACACAGGACGGUGCGUUCACCAAACCUACCUUGCUGGGCCCCACUUUUCCCCCGAACCGUAGCUUCAGAGUGAUCCCUUUCGCACCCUCUAUAUAAUAGCGCCCUCGCCACUCGCCUCGACGCGUGACUCUCGCGGGUGGACAACGAAAUUUUUCAGCCAAAGAACAAGGAUCAGAAUCGUUUAAUCAAGUUGAGGAAGAUGGCACUAGUCUCCGUAGGAAGAUCAACACUGAACCCUAACGCCCCUCUUUACAUUCCCGCCGCGUUCCGCCAAGUGGAGGAUUUUUCUCCAGAAUGGUGGCAGCUGGUGACGACACUGACAUGGUACCAUGACUACUGGCUAAGCCAGCAGCACGAUGAUGGAGCCUUCUAUGGCGAGGAUGGGUUUGAUGGCAAUGAUGUGGUUGAUUUGCUUCCUGAUUCGUUUGAUUUUGAUGCUGGUGAAGAUCUUUUUGAAGAGUUUAUUCGAUCUUCUGAAUCCCAAGAAGAAACUGGACCCAAAGGAACUGCAUGAGCUUUUAGAGAUGAACCCUUUUAAAAGAAGCUACCAACCUAAGAGACUGGACCCAAGGCCUUAGCUUUAGGUCAUUUAGCUGAUAUGUUUGUAUCAUGUUGUUAUCCGUAGCUUCAACUUCCUGUAACUUCUUGUAUAGGCAAGGUUUCAAACUUCCAAUCUAUCCUUCUCUGCCUUUUGCCAAAAUGUAUGGUAAAUAGGGAAAGGAAAAAGAUGGAGAAAAAAAUGUGACUGUUUUAUGUACUGAUGUUGUAAAAGCUGCUACAACCUACAAUUAUUCAAAUUACAAAAUGAGAAAAAAAAGGAAAAAAGACUUCUCUGUUUGGA